Cloeon dipterum is the source of this 1560-nucleotide messenger RNA. RefSeq lists its product as uncharacterized. Gene Ontology annotation, molecular function: glucuronosyltransferase activity. The record is from RefSeq and is a predicted model, not a curated record. The transcript has 8 exons. Gene Ontology annotation, cellular component: Golgi apparatus. Lineage: Eukaryota; Metazoa; Arthropoda; Insecta; Ephemeroptera; Baetidae. The coding region runs from base 145 to 1461 and encodes 438 amino acids. Gene Ontology annotation, biological process: protein O-linked glycosylation via mannose.
GUGCUGCCGGUCGCUACGUCGCGUUGUCUGCGUCGUCACCACCGGCCAGUCCGCAACACUGCCAGUUUCACAAACAGAUGCGACCCAUCCACCGCUGCCUUUUUGUCAAAAUGAUUUAAUUUACAGCAAUAUCUCGUAUUUGUAAUGAGGAGAGCAAUUUCCACAGUCAGCAACCCAAAGCCAGUGCAGGUGAAAGGCAUGCUGAAAAAUAACCAGAACUUUCCGAGACGGAGGAAGGCGACGUACUUCUUCGCCUUUUUGUUUUCCAUGGCCUACUUGUGCCUGCUGAUUUUCGCACCCAGUCUUCGCAUGGGAUUCAAGAAAUCAGCGGAGCAGCCUUCGUUGGAGCAAGAGAGGGAGCGCGCUCAACGGCUGCUCCUUUCAGGCAGACACGACGCCAGCGGGCGCUAUCGCAUCCUGUCUUUUGUGUUCCAAGGCACCAGAUGGGCCGCACUUUCCAUGAAUGCGUCCUCGGUGUGCGUCGCCACGCAAAUUUGCAUGGACCAACUCGACUCGGUGCCGCCUUUCGUCGACUCCGCGCCCGGCGCCGUGUCCGUGGCGCUGUUUGUACCACGCGACCAACUCGUCUCGGCGCUCGUGAUGCUCCAAUAUUUGCGCUUAUGCAGUCGCAACUUCCGCGAGAAGGCGAGCGUGCACUUUAUUGUUCCCCACGGGCAGAGCUUGGAUCAAAACGUGGCGGAGACAGCAGGGCCUUUGAAUUUGGACUGUCGCCACUCGGCCGGAGAGGUGCUCCAAGCGAUAACCGCGGGCCGGCAAUUGAAAUUGGCCCGACCGCCUGCUGGCAUGCUGCGAAACGUCGGUCUGGAACACUGCCACAACGAGUGGCGCGCUUCCAUUGACCCGCACAUGCUCUUCCCCGAAACGCUAGGUGCAGCGGCGCUCGCCGACUUCUUGGCCACCAGAGACCAGGCCGAAAAGUCGGCCUUCGUGCUGCCGGAGUACGUGCUGGUGAGGGGCGAAAUGCCGAAAAACCGGGCCGAGCUGCUCAGCCACUUUCUCGACGGCAAAGUUCGGCCCAAAGGAGAUAACGAAGAAGCGUACGCGGCUUCGCUUUUGCAAAGAUGGCAGAGACACGGCGCAACCUCCAGCAGCCGGGUGGAGGUCGCCUUUAAGCUGUUAAAGUUCAACUUUGCCUUUCAGCCCGCAUUCGUGACCAAACUGGGCUCCCCGCGCUUCGACGAGCGCUACUCCCAAGACGCCAUGGCCAAGUUCUCGCAGGUCUACGAGAUGUUGAUGCUGGAUUACCAGUUCUAUGUGCUGGACAAUGCCUACUUGUGCGGCUACCGAGAUGAAAUCAGCACCACGCCGCUUUCAUCGGACCUGCACAUUUUUCACGAGUCUCACUUGUCCGAGCUGAUAUCUCGGUACGAGCGGGACCCACUCGCUCUGCUCAAACACGACCACAUGAGGCACGGAAAUCUCAGAGAAAAAUAUGUGUAGUUGUACCACAGGGUCCGGAUUCCCGCGACGCGCAGAUAUAUGGCGUCUGGUAGAGUAAGGCGGGAAAAUUAUAGAAAUGUAAAAUAAAAUCGGAUUGGA